This is a messenger RNA of Mycena citricolor, 3797 nucleotides long. The record is from the annotation of a GenBank genome assembly. Lineage: Eukaryota; Fungi; Basidiomycota; Agaricomycetes; Agaricales; Mycenaceae.
CACUCAUUCAUCAAUUCAUUGCAGAACAUGCCAGCUGUCAGUCAUUCAAGGAACCGGACCCGUUCCACUAAGAAUAACUCCACGCUAUCUCCUCGACACUGUACUGUACGCAUGUGUGUGGCUCGGGUCAGGAGACCUACAAAUACCCACAGUCUCGAAUGUUCCCGUUUCGACACAUCUCGUCUGGAAUCCGCCAUUGACCGUAUCUUGCACUCCUCCUACCCAUGAAGCAUCCAAGGCCAGGCAUAGGAGAAUCUAUGCCCACGGAGGCGCUCGAAACAGAGGAAAAUGGCGACGAAUCGCGCUUGCUGAAUGAUGCCCACGCUGCAGCUUUCUCCUCCGCCUCGCUGCCAUCCAAGCAGCAAAAGAUCGACGACUCAGAGGAUCAAGCCUCGAAAGCUUCUGACGCGUUCAUGAAGCUGCAAACCUUCUAUGACACGAACACCGCUGCUAUCCAAGAAGCGUCGCAAGGGCUCGCGGCCGCCGCGAACCUUGACAUCCAUUCUGUAGAAGCGUCCAUCACCGGGUUCGCGGAGACUUCGACGGUGAUCAUGAACGGCUUGGACGCGUUGGGAGCGGUGCACCCCUUCAUUGGAGGCGCGUGCUCAUUGAUCGCUGUCAUCGCAUUCAAGGCCGUUAUCUCGCUCGAUCUCACCCGCAGACAAAACAAUAAGAAAGUGCUUGCCAUGAAGCUGCAGAUGCAGGACGUUAUGCUGAUUCUUUUCGAACUACGCUCCGUUCGCGAUCCAGAGCACAAGGCACCGGACGGGACCAAACUCAAAGACCAAUUCUCUGAGAUUCUCAAGUCGAUUGCGCGUGACAUAACAGAAUGCGGAAAUGUGUGCGAUGUUUAUCUCAAGGAGAACUUCUUCAGUAAAACGAUCCACUCCAAGGGCUACGAAGAGAAAUUUGCGGCCUACGUCGCGUCAUUCGAGGAGCACAAGAAGAACAUUGUCUUGAGAAUGCAAAUGCACGUUGCUCUCUCUCAAGAUAUUGUCAAGCGGCACGUGGAGAAUCAAUCCACCCAGCUGGACAGGAUCGAGUCGCUCAUCAAAGAAUUAUUUCGCAAAUUUGGGACAGCUGAGGAGAAUGCAGCGCGGAAAAUUUUGGAGAAGGGAAGUAUCGAGGCCAGCCUCGACGACGAUGCGACUUUGCACCAAUUGGUCUUGUUGAGCGGAGACUCGACUUGGAAGAGCAAAGAUAUCAGUGAAACACGGGACUUGCUGAAGAAAAUGCUGGCAGAUGAUAUCCAGGAGGCUUUUCAGAGGAACGAGCGCUUGUUUGAGGGAAAGAUGGAGCUGCAAAGCCAGCAGUUGGAGGCUGCCAUCAUAGCCAGCGAAGAGAGGAUCGUGAAUUUGUUGCAAGCAGGAGCGCAUGAUGAUGUAUUGGAUCCCGACCUUCAAGCGCUCUGGAGAAAGCAACGUUGGAACAGCAGUGUCGAAGGACGCACGUUUGUGCUGGGGCUCUAUGACUAUUAUUCUGAGCAGCAAGAUUCAAGACGUACAGCAAUCCAAACAUCCUCCAUUGCUGCCAUACCCCUCAUCGGAGUGGCUCACACUGGUGCAGAUGAUUUGUGGGCACUUGCGCUCAUUUCGAACGUCAGUCGCAUUCAGCCUAUUCUCGAAACAGUAGAUGACGAUGGAACGGGCUUUGUCACUAUCAAGGAGGCGAACGAGUUUGCACGCUCACGGCCGAAAGAGUGCAGUCUACUGGCAUGGAUCGCUUACUGGGCUGCGGGCUGGCACGAUUCCAUAACGUCGUAUAAAAAUCUGAUCUACGCGUUGCUUCAGGCAAUGCACGGACUUGCAUUCGGGUCGCAAAGACGUGUGUUGGGUGCCAACAUCCAGCAGGUCGACAGAUACCUCGCCUCCGUCCCUUUACGGCAGAUUGAGCUCCUUUUACGAUCGACUCGGUCUGCGCGCCCCCAUUGGAACGAGGAUCUAAUCAAAUUGAGGGCGAAGAUUGAAGAAAGCGAAACCAAACGGAUCAAAGUUCACCUCGACCAAUUGCGAUACAAGUUGAGCUCUGGUUCAGUGAUGCUGAUCACUGGAGGGAAGCGCAUCGAGAGAUUCAUCUACCCCCUUCUGUUCGAGGUUCUUCAACGACACCUGGACUGUCUGCGCCUGGCUUGUGUUCGUGUUCUCGACCAAAAAGAGUGUGACGAGAUGGUCGGCGCGCUGUCGGUCGUUUUAGAACCGAUCUAUGACAGAGUGGCCAACCUGGAAGCAGUGUUUUUGUCAUCGACGACAAACCUCGAUGGACGAUUUGGCAGCUUUUCUUUCGGGAUGGCUUGGCACAAGAACAAAAACGAACUUGAUAUUUCCCAAAAUACUAUCCGAGGAUAUCAAGGGCGGGACGGAUACGGACGAAGGAACUGGGAAAAGGUGGAUACCGACAUCCAUUCCUCAAAUGUUUACAAGCGAUUGGACGACAGCCGUGGGCGAAUAUUGCGAUAUCCCACUUUGGAUUCUAGCGACUAUGAUUACGAUUCAAGGCACACUAGAUAUCUUGAUGAAGGGAGUGGCAACCCUAAUGAGCUGGCCGGUCGAUGGACGGGUGAAUUUAGAAGACCUCAGAAGGCCUGCUUGCUUACUUCUCUUAUCCUGUCUGUGCAUGCCGACCGCCAAAUCUCGGGUGCAAUGCUGGACCUGACCGAGACGGACGAGGUCUUGGGCUCUAUCAAGCGAACAAACCACUUUCGCUUGCGUGUGGCUUAUGAACUCGAGUCGUACACGGGGCGCUACGAUCCCAUCUCAGACACCAUCUCCCUCGAGUCCAAUCCAUACACGGCCACUGUUUUCUACAGAACAACCCCUGAAUUGUUUCGCUUCCGCCCGUCUGCUUUUGCUUCUACUGCUGGUGUCGCUCAUGCCCGAUGGCGCUUUGCCAUCAGCGCAGUCUUAGACCAAGUCCAACGCAAGAAUCUGUCGGGAAGCUGGCUUAAGACACGUGGUGACGAGCGCCGACGGUUCAUCGAACUCACCUUGCGUGGGCUCACGAUGCAAUCCUUGCUCACACGUGACGAGAAAGCCGAGCUUUCGCAUCUCAAGGCGAUCCUGACUCCGGAGGACGCCAAGUUCUAUCUCCAGGUGACCCGUUACGAACGGAGUAAACUCGUCGAGCACGAUCAGCGGUGUGACGUCUGCAGUUGUUCUAUCUUGGCUAUGCGCGUGUUCUGUGUCCAGUGCAUGGACGACAGUCACACUAAAUGCGUCAAUCUCUGCGAGCAGGACAUGCACAAGUCCGUCACCUGGAAGAAGGACGUCACCCACCUACCCUCUCAUGCAUUGGUCAAGACAACCGUCCGGCUGCAUGAUGUACACCUGGCGCGGAUUGUUCGCCAGGCCAGAAUGGUUGCUGAAUGCGCCAAAGUGUUUUUCAAGCGCCCUGCUUAUGCCGCUUCAACUUACUUGGCGUCGUGCAGUUCGUGCUAUAAGCCGGUAUCCCUGCCUGUAUGGGCUUGCACCGUCUGUUCCAACGAAUCAUACCUGAUCUACAUUUGCGACAACUGCCACGAGACGGAACAACAACCCAGGUCUCAUGAACCCCACCACUUACUGACACACCCACUGGUUUAUGUCCAUGACUUCGAGCCUCUGAUGAUCGGCAUGAGCAACGAAGAGAUCCGCAUCUUAGAACUGGAACAACGGAUGUCCAAGUAUCAGGAUAACGCGUUAAGGAACGAGCAACGUUCGGAGGAGAGCGCGACGAGGAUGCAGGACAAGUUGGCUCAGAUGGAAGCAAAGAUGGACAGGAUGAUGCAGUUGCUAAUUGACCCAUCUUCUCGUACAUCCUGA